Molecule: messenger RNA, 6570 nt
Organism: Daucus carota subsp. sativus
Lineage: Eukaryota; Viridiplantae; Streptophyta; Magnoliopsida; Apiales; Apiaceae
Product: pentatricopeptide repeat-containing protein At1g71490
Exons: 8
Coding region: 137-2305 (722 amino acids)
Biological process (GO): RNA modification
Cellular component (GO): intracellular membrane-bounded organelle
Molecular function (GO): RNA binding; protein binding
Source: RefSeq, a predicted model, not a curated record
GGUUCUAAAACCCUCACUGCAAGAAUAUUCAAACACAAAGCCUUCAAACUCUUGAACACAUCAAACUACACAUCCGUGUUUGUGUACAUACAACGAUUGUGUAUGCAGUCAUGCAUUCACUACCACUUCACAUUGUAUGCCAUCAUCUUCAUUCUCCUCACUACCAAACCCCCACUAUUUCCUCUCACAACUCCAGAAAUGCAUUCCUCGAAAUUGGAAACAAAACCCAUCUAUUCCUAAACAACCCAUGAUUGAUUCUUUGGUUAUUUCCUUAAAAAGGUUUGCAACUCAAGGCCAUUUAGAACAAGCCUUCAAAACAUUCGCAUCUAUUCAGACACAUUUUGGGUCUGGUGACUCAUUUUACAUAAUUGUAAUCUCAUUGUCUCGUCUUUUGUUGUGUUGUUCUAAUCUUAAGGCUUUGUCACAUGGUAGACAGGUUCAUUCUUAUAUUGUUACUUCGGGUUUGGAGAAGCACUCUAUUUUGGUUCCUAAGCUUGUUACAUUUUAUGCUAAUUUAGAUGUGCUUGAUUAUGGUAAAAUUAUAGUUUGUAGUUCUGGGAUUAAGGAUCCGUUGUCGUGGAAUUUGUUGAUUUCGGGUUAUGUAAGAAAUGGGUUUUGUGGGGAGGCGAUUUCGAUGUAUAGAGUGAUGGUGGAGAAGGGGGUUAGGCCGGAUAAUUUUACUUACCCUUCGGUUUUGAAGGCUUGUAGUGAAGAAUUGGAUGUUGUGGCUGGGAGAGAGGUGCAUAGGUCUAUUGAAUGUAGUGGGGUUGAGUGGAAUUUGUAUGUUUAUAAUGCUUUGAUUUAUAUGUAUGGGAAAUGUGGGGAAGUGGAUGUUGCGCGGAAGCUGUUUGAUGGGUUGCGUGAAAGGGAUGCUGUUUCGUGGAAUUCUAUGAUUUCGUGUUAUGCUUCUGGGGGGAUGUGGAAGGAGGCGUUUGAGGUUUUUGAGUAUAUGCAGGGAGAGAGUAUUGAAUUGAAUAUGAUAACGUGGAAUACAAUAGCUGGGGGGUGUUUGAAGACGGGUAGAUAUGAUACGGCGCUGGAAUUGCUUUGUCGGAUGAGGAAAUGUUUGAUUCACUUAGAUCCUGUUGCGGUGAUUAACGGUUUAGGUGCAUGUUCUCAUGUGGGUUCUUUAAAAUUGGGGAAGGAGAUUCAUGGUUUGGCGGUGCGUAGUUAUUGUGAUGAAUUUGAUAAAGUUAGAAAUUCAUUGAUCACUAUGUAUUCUCGGUGCAAGGACCUUAGGCUGGCAACUGUUUUGUUCAAUUUAGUACAAGUUAAAAGUAUGAUUACGUGGAAUUCUAUCAUUUCUGGUUACUCGCAGUGGGACCAUACUGAGGAAGCUUUCUUUCUAUUUAGAGAAAUGAUUCUUUUUGGGUUUGAACCUAAUAAUGUGACAAUUGCAAGCCUUUUGCCUUUAUGUGCUAGGGUAGCAAAUCUUCAGCACGGUAGAGAGUUUCAUUGCUAUAUGAUUAAGCGUGAAGUGUUUAAAGAUUACUUGCUGUUAUGGAAUGCCCUGGUGGACAUGUAUGCAAGAUCUGGAAAAAUAUCCUUAGCAAAAAGAUUAUUUGAUUUACUAAUCAAAAAGGAUGAAGUGACUUACACAUCACUAAUAGCUGGGUACGGGAUACAAGGAGAGGGCAAAACUGCGUUGAAACUUUUUGAAGAGAUGAUUGCUUCCCAGAUAAGACCGGAUCAUGUAACCAUGAUUGCUGUUUUGUCAGCUUGUAGUCAUUCUCGUCUUGUUAUUGAAGGUCAGUUGUUGUUUGAAAAUAUGUCACGUGUCUAUGGCAUAACUCCUCGUUUGGAGCACUUCGCUUGCAUGGUUGACCUCUAUGGGAGAGCUGGUUUAAUUCAUAAGGCAGUGGGAAUAUUGAGAGGGAUGCAAUACAAACCAACCCAGGCAAUGUGGGCCACUCUUAUAGGAUCUUGUAAAAUUCAUGGAAAUACAGAAGUUGGAGAAUGGGCGGCAAAAAAUCUGUUAGAAAUGAAGCCUCAGAAUUCAGGGUAUUAUGUCUUAAUUGCAAACAUGUAUGCUGCAGCUGGAUGUUGGAACGAACUAGCAAAGAUUAGGACUUCCAUGAGGGACUGGGGUGUAAAAAAGGCUCCUGGUGUUGCAUGGAUUGAUGCUGGAGCUGGAAUUUCGCCUUUUAUGGUGGAAGACAUGUCCAACACCCAGUCUGAGGAGAUUUAUCCUUUGCUCAGGGGAUUACUUAAACAAAUGAAAGAAGCUGGAUAUGUUGCAUGUGAAGAUUCUUAUGUAGAGUAUGAAGUUAUUGAAGACCAAAUCGAAUACAAUAUUUCUUCUUAAAGAUGAUGAUAAAUCAGCUAUAGUUGUUGGAAAUUUGUGAGGCAUGGCAUGGAGGCUGCUCAAUCCAGUUGUCUAUGACAUCAUAGCUAAUAUAUGGUGUUCUGUAAUCAGAUGUACAGCUAUAGCUGUUGGAAAAUUCUUAGGCAUAGCAUGGAGGCAUCUUAAUCCAGUUGCCUGUGGCAUCAUAACUAAGAGAAGGUGUUCUGUAAUCAGUUGUACAGGUAUAGCAUGGAGGCAUCUCAAUCCAGUUGCCUGUGGCAUCAUAACUAAGAGAAGGUGUUCUGUAAUCAGAUGUACAGGUAUAGCAUGGAGGCAUCUCAAUCCAGUUGCCUGUGGCAUCAUAACUAAGAGAAGGUGUUCGGUAAUGAGAUGUACAGUGAUCAGGACACAAGUUGUGCCAGAACUAGCAUAUUGUAUUUUGGCAACUAUAAUUCAACGUGGGAACACAAGUUGUGCCGGAACUAGCAUAUUGUUCUUUGUGGCAUCUCUGGAGGUGAUCGAGAGAAAUAUUUAAGGUCUGAUUUAGAUGAGGCAACUAAACUGGAGUUGAUGCACAUGCUUGUGUUUUUUUGCAAGUAGAGAGACCACUGAUUAGAAGCAAGUGCUAACGUAGAUGUUGGUGAAUGAACACGACUAGUUGAGGCAUAUUCAAGCCCUUUUGUUGUGGAUAUGGGCAUCUACCUGCUGCGAUUCGGGGUACUGAGUGCAGGGGCAGAUAAAGUAGACCAUGGUGUUGAAUUCUCAGUGACUGAUGAGUGGGUUAGUUGUUCUGCAGGGGAGUUUAAAUUAAGGCCUCUAAGGCAUGCUUUGAUGCUGAUGUUAGCUGGUUUUACAGUCUACCAGAAGUGCUUUGUAAUUCUAGCUAUAGAAACGCUGCAUAUCUGAUGCUUGAUGUGGCCUUUUAUUGCAGCUUGAAGGCUGGGAGACGGAUAACAUUGUAAAAGACUUUCUUAUUAUUUUUGUACCAGUUUUCCAGGUGAAAAAUUAACAGGUUGUUAUGAUGGUGGAAGAGCAAAAGGAAAUAGAGAUUAGAUACUAUACUGAUCGUGGAAGCACAAAAGAAAACAGAGAUUAAAACUUUUAUUAGUGAUUCAGUUUGCGAAUUCAAUGAGACUGCGGUAGCAAGGAAUCAUCGUCUUGGGCGCUUUCCUGGUAGUGAGAUUCUGGGAAAUGGGAAUAAUCAAGAAAUUUGUCAAACUUGAUAAAUGAUCUCUUUGUCAAGGUCAAGAAGAAAGAAACUUCUUCACCCAGGCAAUAAAACAGUAUGAUGCAGAAGCUUCUUCAGACUAAUGGAUAAGGUUCGAGGCAAUUUAUGAUUGUUACGUAAAAUCUGAUUUACUAAGUUGAAACAACUCAGCAAAACCAUUGUUACUGUCCUUGUUAUUCGAAGUUGGGAUGAGGAUAAUUCGUUUACGAACUCACAUGAAUAGUUGAAAUUAUUUGUGUAUAGUGAGUUUCAACACAAGUCACACAUCAUACGUAUAAAAAAGAUUUGUCUCGAAUAUCGAGUAUAAAUAGUCAAACAAUUUCAUUAGUAUGAUACCUUUUGUGAGAAGUCCAAAAAUACAUACGUGCGAGUUUGGUCAUGAUUGAAAGUAGACAAAAAUUUAACUAAUGUACAAUUUAUGAGUGUUGCGCGACCUUAGAAGUAGUUCUGUGAUGUGGGAUGCUCUCACUUGAAUAGCAAGUGACAACGGAUAAACAGUGGAGGCAUAAGAGUCACGUAGUGGUUCUUCAAGUGUGUGUUAACCCAAGUUGACAUUAUUUGUGUAGGGUGAGUGUCAACACAAGUCCCACAUCAUAAGUAUGAAAAAGAUUUGUUUUGAAUAUAAGCAGUCAAACAACUUCAUUCGUAUGAGACCUUUUGUGAGGAGUACAAAAUCAAAUACGCGUGGGCUUGAUCACGGUUCAAAGUAGACAAUAUCAUAUACUAACAUGGAGUUUAUGAGUGUUGCAUGAUCCUGCAACUAGUUUUGUGAUGUGGGAUACUCUCACUUAGAUUGUGGUCAAAGAUCUUAGACAGAUUGUGUUUAAAAUAUUCCUAACAUUAAAGUCGUCGGGCAGUAUGUCCCACAAGAGAAGUAGCAGCUGAUAAACAAUAGAGAUAUAUAUAAGGGUCACAUAGUGGUUCUUCAAGUGUGUGUCAACCAAGUCUCACAUCGUAAAUAUAAAGAAGACUUGUCUUGAAUGAAGUAGUCAAUGAAGUAGUCAAACAACUCCGUUGAAAUAAAGCCUUUUGAGAGGAGUACAAAAAUAAAUGCUUGCGAGUUUGGUCAAGGUCCAAAGUGGACCGUAUCAUUAGUAUUAGGGGCCGUUUGUUUUGAGGUAACUUACAAAGGGAAGAGAAUUAACUAACUCCAUUCUGUUUGUUAUUAUUUGUUUACAAAAAAAUAUCAUUCUUUUUGACCAUUUUUAAUUUUGGGAUUUAUCCAAAACUCUUCAAUUCUCUCCGUGCUACCAACUAGGAUUUUGUAUUCUCUUUCCCGUUUCAUUACUGGUCAUUACCCGCAAACAUCUCCCAAAAAGAAAAAGACUGAACAUCUUCACUACUCUGCUUCAUUGGAUCUAGAGAGAAAAAAAAUAGGCACUUCUUUCUUCUCUUUCUUAAUCUUUUCCUUAUUCACCUUAUCACAUGUUUAUGGAUCGCUGCUUUAGCAUCUCCAAUAUAUGUACAUGUUUUAGAUUGUAUAAGUAAGGCAGUUUGGUUAUUUUCUUAAUUUGGUCUUUAACGUUUAACCUGUGUAUUGAAUUUCACAUUGAAACAAUUCGAGAAAAGUGCGCCUUGGGGCAGUCAAGGAACGAGGCUUGUGCUUACUAAUGCUAUGUUUACUUUGCAUGUCUAUUUUCUUCAUUUUUGUUUUAUUACUGGAUUCGCUUAUAAUUUAAAUUCAAUGGAAAUUCAGGUUUUUAAUGUUUUCAUAUAUAUAAUAUUUAUAAUGUCCUUAUAUAGAAAAUGGCUCGAAUCGGUGAUCCAUUCAGAAAUAGGAGAAAUUGGGACAAUAUUUGUUUUAUAGUUACAAUAAGUAAUUGUGUUGUAAUCUUGCAUCUAGUGUGUUACUCGGUUAGAAAAACAUUAGAUAAUUCUCAAAGUAUACAAUUUAACAAAAGGACUAGAAUAUGAAGGAGAUCGCAUAAUUUGAAUCAAAUUAUAAGAGAGGGUGACACUAUGUGUAGGAAUUUUUUUCGCGAAGAACAUUUUGUGUUCUUGAGAUGGUCAGAGAUGUAGGUGGAUUGAAUGAGACAAAAAAUAUGUGUUUAGAAGAGAUUCUUGCAGGUUUUUUAUACGCACUAGCUCAUCAUAAAAAAUAGAACAAUCAAUACUCAAUUUUAUACAAGUGGUGAAACUAUUAGUAGACAAUUUCUUGCAUCUUUGUUUUCUAUCCUGAAAUUACAUCGUUUGCUACUUAAAAAACCAACACCCAUAUCCGAAAACCGUAAUAAUGAGAGAUAUAACUGCUUUUAGGUAUGAUAUUCAUUUUUUAUAUAUAUAAAAAAGUUUAGAUAUAAUAUAUAAGUUAUGGUGGUUAUAUUUUUGUAGAAUUCUGUAAGUGCGCUUGAUGGUACAAUGAUAUGUUAACUAUGUUUCGAGGAAUUCAUAUAUGUGUUACUUAGUUGGCAGGGAUCCACACAUGAUGUCCGGGUUUUUCGAGAUGCAAUUUUUAGGUCUAAUGAUUUAAAUGUGCCAAAAGGUAGUUAACAUAUUUGAUACUCUUAUAUUAUUAUUAUUAUUAUUAUUAUAACACACCUACAAGAGUGAAUAGUAAAAUAAGUUUUGUUUUUUUCUUUGUGUCAAGGUUGUUAUUGUGUAUGUGAUUGGGGAUAUACUAAUGGAGAGGGAUUAGCUUCAUAUAGAGGACAUCUUUAUCACCUCAGAGAGUGGGAUAAUGGUGCAUGUCAACCACACAUAACUAAUGAGUAUUUCAACUUGAAACAUUCAAGACCUAGAAAUAUAUAUUUUGGAUUAUUGAAAGGAAGACAGGGGAUCUUAAAAUGUCCAUCCUAGUUUAGCUUACAAACAAAUGACCGUAUUGUGCUUGCAUGUGCUUUAUUACAUAACAUGGUUAAAAGAAACACUACAAGAAAAACGCAAUCAGACAACACACAUCAGACAACGCUCGGUUAAAAAAGUGUUGCCUAAAAACGACAGACAACUGUUAAUGUUCAGCAUUUAGAAAGUAUUGCCUGAACCAUGAUUCUUACAAGAGUUUUAAAACCGUUGUCUAGCAAAUCAAAACAGACAAGUGUUUUUCUAACGGUGGUGUUGU